Messenger RNA from Chenopodium quinoa (quinoa), 3735 nucleotides. RefSeq names its product pentatricopeptide repeat-containing protein At2g13600-like. The record is from RefSeq and is a predicted model, not a curated record. The transcript is spliced from 2 exons. Gene Ontology annotation, molecular function: RNA binding; protein binding. Gene Ontology annotation, biological process: RNA modification. Lineage: Eukaryota; Viridiplantae; Streptophyta; Magnoliopsida; Caryophyllales; Amaranthaceae. The coding region runs from base 179 to 2275 and encodes 698 amino acids.
CAUUCUCAAUCUCAAUUUAUUACCCCUUGCUGACUGCUGAACUAAACAAAAGCUGCUGCCAAGUCUCAAACAUGGGACUAAUUGCCAAACCCAGAAAGCUUCACUUACAGUUGCAGCUUCUUAAGAUUAAAAAGGAGCCAACUUUGAAUUUAAAUUGUUACAACAUUUGAAGUAUGGGAUGGCAAGAAAUGUGCUUGUUAAGCAAGAUUUUGAAACCCUAUCUUUCUCAAAUUCAUCACCUUUUGCCAAGUUAUUGGAUUGGUGCAUUCGAUCAAACUCUGUACGCCAUGGCCGUUGUGUUCAUGCUCGAAUUCUUAAAUCCCAGUUUGUAUCUGAGAUUUUUAUUCAGAAUAGGCUGGUUGAUAUGUAUGGUAAAUGUGGGUUUGUUGAGGGUGCACGUAAACUGUUCGAUAAAAUGCCUCACAGAAACAUUUUUACUUAUAAUUCAGUUUUAAGUGCUUUAACGAGGUGGGGUUUUCUUGAUGAAGCUGUUGAUGUGUUUUUGGAUAUCCCUGAGCGUGAUCAGUGUUCCUGGAAUUCGAUGGUAUCCGGGUUUGCUCAGCAUGAUCGGUUUGAAGAGGCGGUGGAGUAUUUUGUGGGGAUGCACAGAGAGGGUUUUGUGCUGAAUCAGUACUCAUUUGGUAGUGUGCUUAGUGCUUGUGCUGGGUUAGUGGAUUUGGAUAUGGGGAUUCAAGUUCAUGCCUUGAUGUUGAAGUCUCCGUUUUUGAAGGAUGUGUAUAUGGGGUCUGCACUUGUUGAUAUGUAUGCUAAGUGUGGUGAAGUGGAAUGUGCCCGAAAGGUUUUCGAUGGGAUGGUUGAUAGGAACCGGGUGACAUGGAAUAGUUUGAUUACAUGUUAUGAACAAAAUGGUCCUGUGAGUGAAGCUGUAGAGGUAUUUGCAAAUAUGAUGGAUCAUGGGGUGGAUCCGGAUGAAGUUACACUGGCAAGUGUGGUUAGUGCUUGUGCAACGUUAACAUUAGUUAGGGAAGGUAGGGAAAUUCAUGCUUUGGUUGUGAAAAAGGAUAAGUAUAGGAAUGACCUGAUCUUAAGUAAUGCAUUGGUUGAUAUGUAUGCAAAAUGUGGUAGAAUUAAUGAAGCCAAAUUCAUCUUUCAAAGUAUGCCAUCAAGAAAUGUGAUAUCUGAGACAACUAUGGUGAGUGGUUAUGCGAAAGCAGCAAAUGUGGAGACUGCAAACUUUUUGUUUAUGAAUAUGAUGGAUAAGAACAUAGUAUCCUGGAAUGCACUUAUGGCAGGUUAUGCUCAAAAUGGAGAAAAUGAGAAGGCAUUGAGCUUGUUUCGCUUAUUGAAGAGGGAGUCUGUUUUGCCCACUCAUUAUACUUUUGGGAAUCUCCUCAAUGCUUGUGCAAAUCUUGCAGACCUGAAUCUUGGCAUGCAGGCUCAUGUACAUUUGUUGAAACAUGGAUUUUGCUUUCGUUCUAGACCAGAGUGUGACAUCUUUGUGGGGAAUGCUCUUAUAGACUUGUACAUGAAAUGUGGGUCGGUUGAAGAUGCAUUGCUGGUUUUCAAGUAUAUGGUUGAAAGAGAUCAUGUUUCAUGGAAUUCAAUGAUUGUAGGUUAUGCUCAAAAUGGACAUGAGAUUGAAGCUCUUGAGAUGUUCAAGAAGAUGAUAAUAUCUGGUGAGAAACCUGAUCACAUAACAAUGAUUGGAGUUUUGUGUGCUUGUAGUCAUGCUGGUUUGGUGGAAGAGGGUCGCCACUAUUUCCGGUCAAUGUUUAAGUCGCAUGGUUUGGAACCAUGGAAGGACCAUUACACAUGUAUGGUUGAUCUGCUUGGUCGAGCUGGUUGCUUCGAUGAAGCAAUAGAUUUAAUUGAAACUAUGCCAAUUCAGCCUGAUUAUGUUGUAUGGGCUUCUCUGCUUUCUGCUUGCAAGGUUCAUAGAAAUGUUGACAUGGGGAAGUACGUGGCAGAGAGGCUAUUGGGAAUCGAUCCUACUAAUUCUGGUCCUUAUGUUCUUCUCUCAAACAUGUAUGCAGAACUUGGAAGGUGGACGGAUGUCACUAGUGUUCGGAAGCUUAUGAUACAGAAGGGAGUUGUUAAGCAGCCUGGUUGUAGCUGGAUUGAAAUACAAAGCCAUGUAAAUGUGUUUAUGGUUAAAGACAAAAGUCACCCACAGAAUAAAGAGAUUUACUCGGUGUUGAAAAAUCUAACCAAACAAAUCAAACUAGCUGGAUAUUUUCCUGACCCUAUUGAUUCAGAGAUUGAUGAGGAAGAAAUCAGUUAUGAAGCUGCUUCAUAUCAUUCAAUGGAUAUAUAACUAGCUGCUGGCUUUGGAUACCUCCAUUUGGGAUGUUGAUUUUUCAGCAUAAAGCAUGGAGAUCAUCUGAACCAUGGUAAGUUAAGAGCAUGUCAUUGCAUCUUUCUUGAUCAUUCAUUCAAUGUCCAAAAUAUGCUUCGUAAUUCUUUGUAUCUUGAUAGUCUGGUAAGCUGAUUCUUCUGGUUAAACUUUGUUGCUUCAAAUAAGAAUAAGGGUUUCCUUAUUGUAGUUUCUUGAUUUAUUAGAGGUAUAUCUAGUUAUACUCCAUAUACAAUUGACACUAAUGCUUUGUUGUGUAGCAUAUAUAAGGCUCACAAUAAUAUUGGUUUUUUUUUCAUUGUUGGAUUGUUUCUAUGAAUAGUCGUAUUCUAUCACUAAUCUUAAUAAGCAAGUGUAGUAAACACUUUUGAUUUAGAUAGUUUUGUUUUGUUCAUCUAUUCAUAUUGCUAUGAAGAAUUUUUUAGUGUACUAAUGAGAUGAAAUACAUGAAAUUAUUAAGAUCAGUACCUUUCACUGAACAUCAUUUUAGAGCUUCCAAACUUGUGGACCCUAGUUUUUUUACCUGCUUUAGGAAAACCAAUAUAUGAGGACAAGAGAUGAUUCUAAUAUGUGCCAAAGCUGUCACGAUAUUUUAAAGAAGACAAAACUAAAAUGAAGUAAUGGCUUAUGAGCCACACAUUUCCUUGCUCGUGAACCUCUAUUUAGGUAUGAUGUGCUUCUAGUGAUUAAAAGAAGAAUAGAGGAAAAGAGAGAAGUGUAUCUAAACAAAGUAGCAAAAGUGGUUCACAAACUAUAUUUCUUCAUUUUUACUCUUUCCUUUUUUUAUUUUCAGUCUUUCUGUGGAACAUAUUAACAUGAGUUAAGACAAUUUCAGGAACUAAAUAAGGUCCUCUACCUCUUUUUAAAAAAGUUGAAAUAUCACUAGAUUUGGCAUGCUGGUUUAAUCAUGCAUCAUAGGAUAUGAACUCGAGUGCCUUAAAGCAUUGAUUAUUGAAUGGCUUCCUAGUAAAAGUUGAAUCAACAUACUCAUUUUUUUUUGACCCACCCCAAUUCAUUUUGGGACUAAGGCUUUGUUGUUAUUGACCCACUCCAUCUGUCAUUUUACGAUUCUCUUAUUCAUUCACCUUUUUCUUACACUUUCAUUUCAUUUCUCUUAGAAUCAACAGUUUUCUAUAAGUUGGUAAAAAAAAGGGUGGGACUAAGGAGUACGCUGCUUUUGGAGUUAGAUUGAUGUACAGUGGAAAUUUACAAGUAUUUAUGAAUCAGAUGCUUAAUUGCUUAAAUUAAUGGAAGAUCUAAACUUCUGCUGUGGCAGAUACAAUUAUAAAAAAUUUAAUUUACUAUAGAGUGAUCAUUUCUUGAAAACAUAAAUUUCUAUUUUUUAUAUUUUUUCUGUCAUUAGGUACCUUUCAGUACUGACUAGUACAAUAGCCAACUUGGAGUCUUGGACUACCUGAUGU